AUGCCAUACCUGGUAGGAGACCUCAUCAAAGAGAUUGAAGCUGCCCAGGAGAACCGGGGACGGAAGCCACAGGAGAGGCCACAGAAGAGGCCCCAGGAGGACUGGGUCAAGAAGAAGUGGGCCCGGUACUACGAGCUGAACAAGAUGGGACAGGUGAAGCCAAAUUUCGACAAGAUGACCUUUCCUCAAUUUGAAGAGUACAUGAAGGACGCGCAGGGACAGAGCAAACACAGAGUCGCUGCGGCUUCGAGGCAUAUGGGGAUUCGUGGGCAACCGGUGGAUGUGGAGCAGAAGGAACUUAUGAAGACCAAGACUGCGCCAGAGGGUUCACGCAAGCGUAAGUUGGUCGCACCAGCAGCAGAACUGCAGACUGUAGGUGCCGGUACCGAAGCUCGUCCUCGCAAGAAGCCGCGUGUGAAGGCGCACAUCACCAAGGAGGAGUACUUGAAGAAGCAUUGA
This is a messenger RNA of Macroventuria anomochaeta, 459 nucleotides long. RefSeq lists its product as uncharacterized. Lineage: Eukaryota; Fungi; Ascomycota; Dothideomycetes; Pleosporales; Didymellaceae. The record is from RefSeq and is a predicted model, not a curated record. Bases 1 to 459 code for a protein of 152 amino acids. The transcript is spliced from 2 exons.